Molecule: messenger RNA, 1130 nt
Organism: Sorghum bicolor (sorghum)
Lineage: Eukaryota; Viridiplantae; Streptophyta; Magnoliopsida; Poales; Poaceae
Product: mitogen-activated protein kinase kinase kinase 1
Exons: 1
Coding region: 114-926 (270 amino acids)
Molecular function (GO): ubiquitin protein ligase activity; zinc ion binding
Source: RefSeq, a predicted model, not a curated record
UUCUCCUACGGCACUCAACGCAUCCCGGCAGCUUUUUUGGUGCACCCUCACCACUACAUAGCCGGUAGCUACCUCCGGGCUCCUUUGCCGUGCCAUACCAGAAACGAGGAGCCAUGGAUUCGGUGGCGUCGAACACCACCACCACCACCCCGUUCGCGGCGGCAGGCACCACGGCCGCCGAGGAGGAGGAGGCGUCGACGCGGCGCGUCGCGAACCGCAUCAUCCGCGCGCUGCAGCACCAGCUCCGGCUGCUGCACCGCGCGGGCGCGGAGUUCUUCGUGCUCGGCGCCACGGGGAACGUGUACACGGUGACGCUGUCCACCGCGCCGGCGUGCACGUGCCCGGACCCCGCCGUGCCCUGCAAGCACAUCCUCUUCGUGCUCCUCCGCGUCCUCGGCCUCUCCCUCGACGAGGCCUGCGUCUGGAGGCAGACGCUCCGCCCGUGCCAGGUCGCGCGCCUCGUCGGCACGCCCACCACCUACCCGGACGUGCUCGCCGGCGCGCGCGCCCGGGAGAGGUUCCACCAGCUCUGGUCGGCCCGCCCGGCCAACAAGGCUGCCGACGACCGCCAGGAGGCCGCGUCGUCGCGGAGGCCACUCGUCGACGGCGCGGCAUGCCCGGUGUGCCUCGAGGAGAUGAGGAUGGCGCCGGCACAAGCGUCGCAGGGCAGCGGCGGGACCGCCGCCGCGCCGCAGGCGAUCCUGACGUGCAGGACGUGCCGGAACGCCGUGCACGCCGAGUGCUUCGCGCGCUGGAAGCGAAGCCGCUCACGACGGGCGGCGACGUGUGUCGUUUGCCGCUCGCGGUGGAGGCGGCCAAACCGGGAGCAGGAGCAAGAGCAGUACAUGAACCUCGCAGCCUACAUGAACGACGACGACGGCGACGUCACCAUGCAGAGCGCCGACGGCGGGCUGUGCGCGGGGUAGUUGCCGGCGUUCGCUUAUUCAAGAGGCUAAUUGUGACUUAACCGUGUCUAUCUGUACAUAAUAUAGCAUCUCAUUUCAUUAAUUGUUUUUUUUAUUUUCAUAGGGAACUGAUUUGUACGACAUACAUCAUGUACAAACCUGAUGUAUUAAUAAAAUAUUCUUAUCUAUGCCUAUAUUGUACUCCCUCCAUCCCAAAUUGUAAGU